This is a messenger RNA of Serinus canaria (Common canary), 1733 nucleotides long. It is a transcript of the gene CLN5, whose product is annotated as CLN5 intracellular trafficking protein. The coding region runs from base 31 to 1065 and encodes 344 amino acids. The record is from RefSeq and is a predicted model, not a curated record. Gene Ontology annotation, cellular component: lysosome; lysosomal membrane. Gene Ontology annotation, molecular function: hydrolase activity, acting on glycosyl bonds. Lineage: Eukaryota; Metazoa; Chordata; Aves; Passeriformes; Fringillidae. The transcript is spliced from 4 exons. Gene Ontology annotation, biological process: lysosome organization.
CCGCUUCCCCCGCUUCUGCCCGGCUCCGACAUGGGCGCCGCUCGCAGCUCCCGGCUGCUGCCGCCGCUGCUGUUGCUACUGCUGCUGCUGCUGGCGCCGUGGGGGCCGCGUGUGUCGGGGGAGCUCCGCUCGCCGCGGCGGCGCUGGCCGGUGCCCUACAGGCGCUUUGAUUACCGUCCAAAAACUGAUCCUUACUGCCAAGCUCGCUACACCUUCUGUCCCACUGGCUCUGCCAUCCCUCUUAUGAAAGAAGAGGAUGUCAUUGAAGUGUAUCGAUUACAGGCUCCAGUAUGGGAAUUCAAGUACGGGGACCUACUAGGACAUUUGAAAAUUAUGCAUGAUGCUGUGGGUUUCAAGAGCUCUCUAACAGGCAAAAACUACACAAUGGAGUGGUAUGAGCUCUUCCAACUUGGCAACUGCACAUUUCCACAUCUGCGGCCUGGCAUGGAUGCACCGUUCUGGUGUAACCAGGGAGCUGCCUGCUUUUAUGAAGGAAUAGAUGAUGCACACUGGAAGGCAAAUGGAACUUUAGUUCUUGUGACCACAAUAACAGGAACCAUGUUUAAUGAAAUGGCACAAUGGGUAAAAUACGACAAUGAGACUGGCAUUUACUACGAGACCUGGACAGUUCAAGCAAGUCCUGACAAAAAGUCAACAGUGUGGUUUGACUCUUAUGAGUGCUCCAAGUUUAUACUGAGAACCUACCAGAAGCUAGCUGACUUAGGAGCUGUAUUUAAGAAGAUGCAAACAAACUACACAAGCAUAAUUUUAUUCAGUGGAGAACCUAUAUAUUUGGGGAAUGAAACAUCUAUUUUUGGACCACAAGGAAACAAGACACUUGCAGCAGCUAUAAGAGACUUUUACAAUCCAUUUAAACCUCAUCAGAGUGUCAGGGAGUUUUUCGUGGAUCUUUUCAAAAUAAUUGAUCGUGUUAUCUUGAAUCAUCAGUUUUACCUCUUCUACAACUUGGAAUACUGGUUUUUACCUAUGAAGUCCCCUUAUCUCAAAAUAAUUUAUGAAGAGGUCCCUUUGCCUGUUGGAAGCAAAGCAUCCUUUGGUGUAUGACUGCCUACUGAAGAACAAAACUUGCCUUUAUGGCAAAAUAUUCUUAAGGAUUUUGGGGCACAAUGAUGUUGUGAACGGGUUGUACGUUUCACUGCUGACUGUAAAAAAUUGUGUCAGACAGGCUUUGCUGUACCAGGUGAAAGACUGCAUUUUUUUUCUUACUACUUGUAUAACACAUUAAUGAACGCUUCAGCAUCUCUGACCUGGCCAGCUUCUGUGUAAGCAUGGCCCCCUGCUUCCUGAGGGGAGACUGCAGUGGCUCCUCUGGCUGAGCUCUGCAGUGCCAGAGGGGGAAUGGGGAGGCAGCUGCCUGCUCUUGGCUCAGCUGCUCUUCACAUGCAUGGCCACGUGGCAGCAGAUGGCACCUGGCCACCAGCAGAGGUGGGACACAAGUUACAAGGAUUAACUCGCUCAACAUGAGUGUCUAGAUGUGUCCAGUUCCUUCAACAUGUGCCUUACACUGAUGUUCCUGUAGUUCUUUGGUCUGUUCGGCUGUGGCCUGUGAACUAUUCUCUGGUAUUCUGGAGGAUGGCAGGCGUGUUUUUUUCACCACUUUGCUUCCUUCAGCUGCACUGUAAACACUAUACAUGUGUACAAGAUGGCUCUUCUUCAGUUUCAUGUGUGUUCUGUGCCACAGAUAAAAGCCAAACUGCCUACCUUGAUGUCAA